AGAGUCAGAUAACGUGGCGUGGGCUCCUAUUCAUUUGCCUUAGUGUGGCUGUGGCCCUCCAUCGGCUUACCAUUACCAUGGAGUAGUGCCUCUGUCUCUGCAAUGAACCACAAGUAGACGCGUAAGCUUCUUCAUCCAUCUCCAUUACUUCUUCACAUGCUCUUCCUCAGCUACCAUUCGCUGCACGACGUAUUGGCUCAUUUUGCGUGGUGGGUUUAGUGGGUUUUGAUUUCACGACUUCGAUAGAGAACUGGUGGUACUCUUAUCUAGAUGAAUAUGAAGGGUCUCAUUCAAAGUCCGUGUUCUUCUUCGUCUUCACCCUCUGCGUUUCUUCGUCCUCCUUGCCUCACCUCUGCUUCUCGCGAUUCUAAAUUCCCACUGUUGUUGCCACAGGCAAUAUGCACCUCCCAAAGGAUAUAUCAAUGCUCUGGGGUCUAUAUGGAGGCUUGCCAUAAUUCUUAUCUUUCAAAACAUUGCAUGGUUGCAAGAUUUUCUUCCGGAUGGUCUGAAACACAUUCUUUAUUUCCUAAGCAAUCUCUAAAGAAGUCUUUGUUGCCAUCGGGAGCACAAGUGACAUCGAAAAGUCAAGAUGUCUCCAAUGCACCUAUUGUUGGUGAUGAUAAGAUUGGAGUCUUGUUGCUGAACCUUGGAGGUCCCGAGACUCUGGAAGAUGUGCAGCCUUUCUUGUUUAACCUGUUUGCUGACCCAGAUAUUAUACGACUACCAAGGCUGUUUCGUUUUCUUCAAAGGCCCUUGGCACAAUUCAUAUCUGUUCUCCGGGCUCCCAAGAGCAGAGAAGGCUAUGCCUCAAUUGGUGGUGGUUCCCCUCUUCGACGGAUAACAGAUGCCCAGGCUGAAGAGUUGAGGAACUUCCUUUGGGAAAAGAAUGUCCCAGCUGAUGUGUACGUUGGUAUGCGUUAUUGGCAUCCAUUUACUGAAGAAGCUAUUGAACAGAUAAAAAGAGAUGGGAUUACAAAGCUUGUUGUCCUUCCGCUGUAUCCGCAAUUUUCAAUAUCAACCAGUGGUUCUAGCCUUCGACUCUUGGAGAGUAUAUUCCGGGAGGAUGAAUACUUAGUCAACAUGCAGCACACAGUAAUACCUUCAUGGUACCAGCGCAAAGGGUACAUAAAAGCCAUGGCAGAUUUGAUUGAAAAGGAGUUAAGAAAUUUUGACUGCCUUGAACAGGUUAUGAUAUUCUUUAGUGCACAUGGGGUGCCACUCGCAUACGUGGAAGAGGCUGGUGAUCCAUAUAAGGCCGAGAUGGAGGAAUGUGUGGAUUUGAUAAUGGAAGAAUUGGAAACGAGGAAGAUAACUAAUGCUUGCACUCUUGCUUAUCAGAGCAGAGUUGGACCUGUAGAAUGGUUGAAACCCUAUACGGAUGAGACAAUAAUUGAACUUGGGCAAAAAGGAGUGAAAAGUUUGUUGGCGGUCCCUAUUAGCUUUGUCAGUGAGCACAUUGAAACUCUGGAAGAAAUUGAUGUUGAGUAUAAAGAAUUAGCCCUAAAGUCUGGUAUAAAAACAUGGGGCCGUGUUCCUGCCCUAGGUUGUGAACCGACCUUCAUAUCUGAUUUGGCUGAUGCUGUGAUUGAGAGUCUCCCAUAUGUUGGAGCUAUGGCAGUCUCAAACCUCGAAGCUCGACAGUCUUUGGUUCCCCUUGGCAGUGUAGAAGAAUUAUUGGCAGCAUAUGAUUCACAACGCAGGGAGCUACCACCACCUGUUACAAUGUGGGAAUGGGGUUGGACAAGAAGUGCAGAAACUUGGAAUGGAAGGGCAGCUAUGCUGGCAGUGCUUGUGCUAUUGGCCCUAGAAGUCACCACUGGGGAGGGUUUUCUACACCAGUGGGGUGUAUUAUCAUCGCUUCGGUGAAUCUUUCUCCCCCCAGAUUUAUGAAGCCACCUGUGCAUUUUGUUUGUGCAUACUAUCAGCAUCUUCCGCACGUGUAUCGCAUUCGGUCAUGCUCGAUUCUUAUGCAUGUCACACAGGAUAAGAUUUGGGGUAAUUGUCUGGUGACAACACCGCUGUGGGUGAAAAGAAAAGAAAAGAAGAGGAGAAAAAAGAAAUGUAUAAUAGUGGUUUUGGUUUAUAUACAUCCGCAAUGUUCCUUGAAUGUCUGUUGUAAAGUUUUUUGCUGUGUUUUUUCGUUCC
Molecule: messenger RNA, 2145 nt
Organism: Juglans regia (Persian walnut)
Lineage: Eukaryota; Viridiplantae; Streptophyta; Magnoliopsida; Fagales; Juglandaceae
Product: ferrochelatase-2, chloroplastic-like
Exons: 11
Coding region: 271-1866 (531 amino acids)
Biological process (GO): heme biosynthetic process
Molecular function (GO): protoporphyrin ferrochelatase activity
Source: RefSeq, a predicted model, not a curated record